CAGCGCCUUCCACGGCACAUGCAGAGGGCACAUGCAGCGUGUCUUUACCAGCGCAUAACACGCUCGAAUAAGCGCAUCCAGCUCAGCUCAGUGCUUACACACCCUCAAAUGAACGAGCACGCCAGGAUAAAGAGGAAACUGAAACCAAGGAGAUCAAGAGGCACGUUAGAGUGAGAUAAAUCCCCGUCAAAGAGAACAACAGAGCUUGACGGCUCCCACUAAAUCCAGUCACAUUUGCCAAUCACCUGAAAACGUGAUUGAUGUGGGUGUGUACGGGUGUAAGUGGAAGUCGAGUUUGACAGCCCUGCAGAAAUGCUAUGGUACUUCAGUGAGCCAUCAUCCCAGACCUAUUGCGCGUUGCAUACAAGAUAGGAAGCGGAGUGUACAGGUAGAGGUGGAUCUGUAUACCUGUGUGACCGUGCCGCGAGUGUAUUUUUACCGACUAUUUGGCUCCACUGCCAAAUGCUUUGCGCGAGAGGAACUGCUUGCCUCAUUUGGGCUACACGCUGUAUGCGCAGGUAUUUCGUGACUUUUCACCUGUUUUUAUCCGACUUUUGCUUUCACAUACUGAGAGACUUUCGUGAAGACUGAUUAUUUUCAAGACAGAGACUCUAUAACAUCAAGAAUGGAUAACAGUCCUGGAAGUGUGAUUCUGUAUGCUGGUAGCAGUGGCAGUGCCAGUCCAAGUCCAGGAAGCCCGUCCAGUGGUUAUCAAACCCAGUCUCCAUCCUCUCAAUCCCAGCCCUCCUCCCCAGAAGAAGUCACCUUCACUGAGAUCGGAGCCCUCAAGCAGCAGAGAGGUGGAGGAACCCCAUCUUCUCCAAAACUGGUCUUUCAGUUCCCUGAGGUCUACAACAACUCAUCAGCAAGCUCAAACCAGCAUAACUACUCCCACCCCAUCGCUGGCAAAAGGCCUUGUGGGUUCACUGGGACAUUCACCAAGACGGGAGGCAUGGUGCUCCUGUGUAAAGUGUGCGGAGAUAUUGCAUCAGGAUUUCACUAUGGCGUCCAUGCGUGUGAAGGAUGCAAGGGAUUUUUCCGGCGAAGCAUUCAGCAGAACAUUAACUACAAGAUGUGCGUGAAGAACGAAAACUGCAUGAUUAUGCGCAUGAAUCGCAACCGAUGCCAGCAUUGCCGCUUCAAGAAAUGCCUGUCUGUCGGCAUGUCCCGUGACGCUGUACGUUUCGGCCGCAUCCCUAAACGUGAGAAGCAGCGUCUGUUGGAUGAGAUGCAGAGCUACAUGAACAGCCUCAACGAAUCAUCUAGCAUGAACAUGGAAACCUCCCCACCACAGGAACCGCCCACCAGCCCCGACGAGAACCAAUCCAAAGAGGCCAUCGGUGCCUUAUCCAGAGCCUACCAGGACAUCUUCACGACCGCGCAGGACCACAUGAACAAAAGAUCAGGCAACGUCAAUACCAGCAGCAGAUCAAGCCCCUUUCAAAACAAUCCAUCUCAGGAAACCAACUAUCCUCACGCUAACCCUCAUCCGGGGUAUCAUUCGGCCACCCAGGAAAGUUUUCGCUGCCAGGUUUCGUCUCCUACCGAGAGCAAGUGCCCAGUCUCACUGAUGGACAACAAUCGGUACAGCUACGCUCCUUCGUUCAAUCAAAAUCACAGCCAAUCAGAACCCACUCUUUCCAACUAUAACAGCUACCCGGUUGGCGAGUCCCAAAGCCAGACCUCGUGUCCGUUCAAGCUACCCAUUGGCUCCAAAGUGCUGGCCUGUCCGUUGAACGCAUGCCCCGUGUCAGCACCUGGCGUCUCCAGUCAGCAGGUGUGGGAAUCUUUCUCGCAGUGCUUCACCCCAGCUGUUCGUGAAGUGGUGGAGUUUGCGAAGGGCAUACCAGGCUUUCAAGAGCUUUGCCAACAUGACCAAGUCAUGUUGCUGAAGGCAGGAACUUUCCAGGUGCUUAUGGUGAGGUUUUGCUCACUAUUCAACUAUAAGGAACGAACUGUAACGUUUCUAAACGGGCAGACGUACCCUCUGGCGACUCUUAGGGGCCUGGGCAUGGGCUCCUUGCUGAAUGCCAUGUUUGAGUUUAGUUCGAAGUUGUGCUCUCUUGGUCUGGAGUCGGAUGAGAUGGCGCUUUUUAUGGCCGUGGUUUUGGUUUCUGCAGAUUGCUCUGGCAUUUCGGAUGCAGUGGCUGUUGAACAAUUGCAGGAGAGCCUCAUCCAGGCGUUGCGCACCCUAGUGACCCGCCGUCGCCCUGACGACAACUCGCUCUUUUCCAAGCUGCUCCUGCGUCUGCCAGAUCUGCGUACCCUCAACAGCCUUCACUCCGACAAGUUGCUGGCCUUCCGCAUCGACCCUUGAGCUCUUCCAAUUGGUCGAUACAGCUGCCACUCAACCCUGGCCAGUAACGGCUUACUGACUUUUAUCAAGAGGAAAAACGGUGUUGAGCAAGUUCUUAAAGAUAAGGAACAUGACAAACAGAUGCUCUCAGCAAGAUCAAAAUAAGACUUUAUCUCCAUUUGAGCUUUUACGGAUCGUAUGCAUACAGGCAUUGGCCACGUAUCCUCUGUCCUUCCAUUCAGCUAGCCUCAAAAGCAUUGAUGUUUAUAUUUAUCACAGAGGAAGCAAUGCCAGUCAUAUCAUAAAUAAGCUUACCGCUGAACUUUGAACCAUUGACCAAAAACGGGUCAUUCCUUUGUACCGCCGUCUGCAAUUUAAGCACAGAGUGUUUAGUCAGCACGAACACGAUGUAUACAGUAGGAUAAUUUUAGGGACCAUUUUAAGCCGGAUGUGUGAGUGUAUGUGCCUAUGUGUUUAAGAAAGGGACUGAAUACCGUGUACAUAUGCCAUAGAUAUCAUAUAUGCAGUUAGAUUGAAUACAAACUUCAUCUGUGAGUGUUAAAUGUACACAAAAUGUACUGUAUCUACAAGAUCACUUUACCAUUUAAGUUGUUUAAAAAGUUACAAAGAAACAAGCAAAUGGUUUUAAAUGUCAUUUCACGUUUGGAAAUAGAUAAUGCAAGCAUCAUAUUUGUUCAUUUGCAUUUUAUAUCAUUAUCACAAUACUGUAUUUCAAGUAUAUUACCACCUGUACUUCUCUAUGAGUAUAUACAAAACCAGCAAACAUUCUCCUACGCAUGUUUUAUAGUUUUUCUUGUGGUUUUCUUACUGUAAACAUUGCAAAAUGACAUUAUCAUUGGAUGAUCGCAGGAUGUGGGACGUUAUUGACGGAGAUGGUGCAUUUGGUGCCUUGUAAGCAGUGGACUGUAUAGCUGUGCAUUGAGAGAAAGGCCCUGAACUUUUUAGCACCAGCAGAGACCCACAGGACCUUCAUCAAGAAGGCCUGCUUUUAUCCAUUGACUUAUGGUUGUUGAAAUGAUGUUAAUCAUAUAGUAAUGUAUAUUUUGUAAAUUGUUUUCUUCUGUAGAAGCAAUAUAAAUAUAAGAUUAUCUAUCUUGU
Molecule: messenger RNA, 3415 nt
Organism: Paramisgurnus dabryanus
Lineage: Eukaryota; Metazoa; Chordata; Actinopteri; Cypriniformes; Cobitidae
Gene: nr1d4a
Product: nuclear receptor subfamily 1, group D, member 4a
Biological process (GO): hormone-mediated signaling pathway; cell differentiation; positive regulation of transcription by RNA polymerase II
Molecular function (GO): RNA polymerase II cis-regulatory region sequence-specific DNA binding; nuclear receptor activity; zinc ion binding
Source: RefSeq, a predicted model, not a curated record